GCCCGGUUCGGUCCGGUCCGGGUCCGUUCUGUGUCGGUGAGGGGCGGCGGCGCGCAGCGAUGGACACGCUGGGCAGGAAGGUGGUGGUGUGCGACAACGGCACUGGGUUUGUGAAAUGUGGCUAUGCAGGUUCAAAUUUUCCAGAGCAUAUUUUCCCAGCUUUGGUUGGAAGACCCAUUAUAAGAUCAACUGCUAAAGUGGGAAACAUUGAAAUCAAGUAGAAUAACAAAAAGAUGGAUCUCAUGGUUGGUGAUGAAGCAAGUGAGUUGCGCUCAAUGCUGGAAGUCAAUUAUCCAAUGGAGAAUGGCAUAGUUCGGAACUGGGAUGAUAUGAAGCACCUCUGGGACUACACAUUUGGACCAGAAAAGCUUAAUAUUGACACAAAAAAUUGUAAAAUACUACUCACAGAACCUCCCAUGAAUCCAACUAAAAAUAGGGAGAAGAUCGUGGAGGUUAUGUUUGAGACAUACCAGUUUUCUGGGGUGUAUGUAGCCAUUCAGGCUGUUCUUACUUUGUAUGCACAAGGUUUGUUGACUGGUGUUGUUGUGGACUCUGGAGAUGGUGUAACUCAUAUCUGCCCAGUUUAUGAAGGUUUCUCUCUUCCUCAUCUCACCAGGCGGUUAGAUAUAGCUGGGAGGGAUAUCACUAGGUACCUCAUUAAGCUUCUCUUACUGCGAGGUUAUGCUUUCAACCACUCUGCUGACUUUGAGACUGUUCGCAUGAUCAAGGAAAAGCUGUGUUAUGUGGGAUACAACAUUGAACAGGAGCAGAAACUGGCAUUAGAGACCACAGUACUAGUUGAAUCCUACACGCUCCCAGAUGGCAGAAUUAUCAAAGUUGGUGGGGAACGGUUUGAGGCACCGGAGGCCCUCUUCCAGCCUCACUUAAUCAACGUAGAGGGGGUUGGUGUGGCUGAAUUGCUGUUUAACACCAUCCAGGCUGCUGACAUUGAUACCAGGUCUGAAUUCUACAAGCACAUUGUGUUGUCUGGAGGGUCCACCAUGUACCCUGGCCUGCCUUCGCGACUGGAGCGGGAACUCAAACAGCUCUACCUGGAACGAGUUCUGAAAGGAGAUGUGGAAAAACUCUCGAAAUUUAAGAUCCGAAUCGAAGAUCCACCUCGUCGAAAGCACAUGGUGUUUCUGGGUGGUGCGGUCCUAGCAGACAUCAUGAAAGACAAAGACAACUUCUGGAUGACCCGACAAGAAUACCAAGAAAAGGGAGUCCGUGUGCUGGAGAAGCUUGGUGUGACUGUUCGAUAAAUCCCAAAGCUUGUUCCCAUCACAUGUCUAAAGCUUUUUUUCUUUCAUUGCCAAUCUCUGAACUCACUCAGCUACAUGCUAUGGAAAGGCCUGUCUGUGGCCUUUUGACCCGGAGGUCAGGUUUUGUUUUGGUUUCUUGGGGUAGCUUUUGUUAAAUUUUUCUUAAUGUGGCUAAAUUUGACUAUUAAAUUUGACCACUUCCCCGCAAACAAAACAGAGCAAGAGCAGCCUGUCUACUUCAUUGUUCCUUCCCAGUAGGCAAUUGGGUAAUUCUGGUAGGCUUUUUCUUCUGGAUUUAUUGCUGUAGUACUGCUAGCUUUUAUCUCUAGUUCACAAGGGGUUGUGUGCCUUUUUUAGCAUAAGAAAACCUUUAAACAGCAGUUUUUGCUAUUGGAUCAUUGUGGUGGUAAUCUUUGCAUCUUUUUUCCUCUACGUGAAGACAAUUUUUUUUUUCUUUCUUUCUUUUGUGCAAUUAGGAAUUUUGAUUAACUAGUUUAGCUAGCUGGAAUGGCUUUAACACGCUGUUUCGAUGUAAUGUGGUUCCAUACGCACUGCUGCCUAAACUGGCUUCUGAGGUGGUUUAUCCUUUAAAGGUGGUGGUGGGGCUUUCAUACUGUAUUUUUCUCAGUGGGCACAAACAGAGAAACACCUGGUACUCUGGCAAAUGUAAAUUUGUGGCCUUAGGUGUCUUUUUUUCUGGGGGGAGGAGACAGGUUUAAGCUGUGUUGCUUUUCUGUUAAGGGACAGCUGGGGGUCAGUCUGACCAAAAAUGCCUCUUUCUAUAGCUAAGUUUUGGUACAAUGUUGUCUCAGCAUAGGAAGCAAGAAUGUUAAAUUAGCUAUUCUGUAACUGUUGAGAAAUUUAGAUAUGCUGAGACAGGAGCCUCUCAACUUACGACAAGAUUUAAUACUUUCAAGAAUGCUUGUGAAAACUGUAACAAUAGAUAUUAAAAACCCCAAAACUUUGUUUUAAAAUUCUGAUGUUUUAAGUGCUUGUAUGUACAUCAGAAGCACUUCCAUUAAACUUUACAAGUAUAUUAACCUAGUGCCAAGUAGUUACUGCAGAUUGAUAUUUCAAUGAAUGGUGUUUAUUUGCUGCAAGCAGAUAUUUAUAAACAACCACUGGCAGUAGGUUAUAAAGAAUGACCUAUAUUUGUUCUGGUUAAAAAUAACACUGGAGUAAAAGAUGAUGUUGGUUGGUAAAUAUCCACAAUUCAUUCUGUCCACUCUUGAUUUUUGAUACUUAACAUGGGAUGGGGAAGGAAGUGAAAACCAGUGAUGAAAAUGGUGUUUCCAGAAAGCAUAUUAAAGCUGAGUUGUUCUGAAAAAUAUUAAGUUGUCACUAGUAAUUAUCAGCCAUCUCCUCUAUGUAUAGUUGCCUGUAUUUUCCUUCUUACUAGUAGAUUGGUAACUAUCUUUGCAAUAAAAUCUGCCUUACAUAAAGCAUAGCAAAAGCUGCUUGCAUACAAAUGCCAGUUAGACUUAGUUCUACUUUGCUUUUCAUGGAAAUCUUGUGUCACUUCUUACUGGUUUUCCAAGCCUACCAUAACACUUAAGCAUAAGGAAGUUAAGGUCUGCUUUUGACUUCCAAACCUUGGAAUGUACAAGAUAUGCUUUCAUAUACUUGCUGUUUGUCUGCAUCUUUACAUUAGUAAUCGACCCCAGGAACAUGGAAAUAUUAAACACCCUGGAAUUCUUAAAAUUUGCCUUUUUUCUAAAUUGAGCAGACAGCUUGCUUUUGGCUGAGUGAGCCAAACAGGCAGAAACCAUGUCUGCAUUUCUUUAAUAACAAGACAGUCACUAUAGUACUGCUAGUAAUGACCAUUUAAUUAUAGGUGGGUGGGGUUUUUUGCAGCUAUAUUUACUCUUAACUUGAACAAUAUGAAUUUACAGGCAUGCCGGUCAUGCCUCAGUGCAUGCACUUAAACAGUUACUAGAUUUUUGGGGGCAUGAAUGUAAGGGGUGCUCUGAAUUCCUGUAGUCUUCUGAACAUUUAAUACACAGGAUUUAAAAAUGCUGUAGGCUUGCUUUAGGGCUAUGGUUUCUCAUGUGACUGUCUCUGGCUUUUUCAGACAGUGUUGAGAAUCAUGGAAAUAAACCAAAGAAUGACUUAAAACCUUUUUUUUUUUUUAAUGACAAUCUGUCAUGUGAUUUUUCAAAUCUAGACCUUGACCCUGCAAACCCCUUUUCUAAACCAUCUUCUCCCCUGUUCAUUGGCUUCAGUUGGGUAUGUGCAUGUUUGAGUAAAGGUUUUGCAAUUUGGCCCUUUCACUAGAGAACUUCGCACUGCCAUGAGUGUCAGUUGAUUGUGCAGAAUCUUGGGUUUCCAUGGAAACCAUGUAUAUAUUAAAAAAAAAAAAAAAAAAGGCAACUAGCAUUUUAAAUUACAACUAUCCUGGAUUCAGAAGAACACAUACAUAAUCCAAAUACUGAAUGGGGUAUUCCAGUUGUGCUCAGUGUGGUUCUUCAUGUGUGUGUUUGCACACGUGAGAGGUGUGUGUGUGUGUGUGUGUGUGUGUGUGUUCUCUCAGCUAACAUCUUAAUAUUUCUAUGAAAGCAAUCUGAUUAAGGUUUGGUUUUGGGUUUGUGUUUUGGUUUUGGUUUUUUUUUUGUUUUUAGUUGAAGACCAAAUAACUUGAGUUGUAUUUGCAAUAUGCUUCAGCUCCUAUAAAAUUAGAAUAGAAGAUGCCGCAUCAGUUGUGUAAGUUUUUUGGGAACAUCCUAUUUUUAAUGUUAAGCUGCUUCAAACCCCUCCCUCCAGUGUUUUAGGAUGUUAACCAAUGUAACACAAAUGGCUUUUUAUACAGUUCUGAAUAAUGUUGACACACAACACUGGUUGAGACCAUGAAUGGAAAUAAACAUCUAUUUAAAUUGACAGGUCUUUUCAAUAUAAAAAUAAAAUCAGAUUUUUUUCAAAGUAGAUUAUGUUUGCUUUGUUUCCUUUGGGAAAUCAGUUCUGUCAGUUUUUCUCUCACUUAACUCCCAUCACAAAACUAUCAUGAGCUGCUUAUGCUGAGGAAAUCUGACAUGACAAAAUAACACAUUCCCUAUUGAUUGCUGUCACAGAGUGAGAAAAGCACCCCUAAUCCAUUCUCUAGCCAAGGCUCCCCUCCCUCCAUCCUGGUUUCUUUAGCAGUAAAAUAAAGUGCUUAUCCUUGAACAGGAAUCUUUUUCAUUCAAGCUCUCUGCUUGGUACUGCAAAAUGGGAAAAGCUCUCAACUUGUGUUGACUUCAGCAUCUCUGGCUAAGCUCAAAAGUCACACAAUGAUGCUCUGUUUAGGAAAAAUCACCUUGGUUUUAUAAUAUGUGCUACUUCACCUGCAUCCUUCGUUUUAACUGAUAGAAGAACUGUAUGAGAGGAUAAUGUGUAGUGUUUAUAAAGAUGCACUGGUUUGAAGCAGCUCCUGCACCUGAAAUCUUGUAAUUCUCAACUUGCUGUGUGGAUUAGUAUCUGGCCCACUAAUCAUGAUGCAUUUAUCUGGCUUUUUCAACCAGCUUCUUCACCCCAGUUCAUUGGACAUGCAUGUUCUGUAUGCAUGUUCUCCAGGCAUCAUGUCCCUGGUAGGAUAAUGGCUUUGGUUUUCUUGGAGUGAACCAGUACAUGCAGUUUGGCUCUGGGUUUGUUUGACUCAGUGUCUGGGUGAAACACAUCCCAUCUUAGAUACAGGUGUUUUGAGACAGGAUUUUGAUAGCAACUAUUUAAAAAAAAAAAAAAAAAAGCCCCCCCCCAAUAAAUAAAUUAGAAAUAAGUCUCUACCUCUGUUCAGUACUAGUGUUCCCCACUUCUCUCCUGUGGCUCGCUUUGCCUGACAUGACUUUAGUGUGGCAAGGACUAAAUACAGCUCAGUUGACAUUUUCAACUUUUUCAAUAGUAAAUUCCUCCCUGUGGGCACUUCAUCUGUUUUCCACAGACAAGCAUCAUUAGCUGUUUCAGUACUGUGAAAAAUAAAGUUUUUUGUUUGU
Molecule: messenger RNA, 5224 nt
Organism: Calypte anna (Anna's hummingbird)
Lineage: Eukaryota; Metazoa; Chordata; Aves; Apodiformes; Trochilidae
Gene: ACTR2
Product: actin related protein 2
Exons: 10
Coding region: 234-1262 (342 amino acids)
Biological process (GO): Arp2/3 complex-mediated actin nucleation
Cellular component (GO): Arp2/3 protein complex; actin cortical patch
Molecular function (GO): actin filament binding
Source: RefSeq, a predicted model, not a curated record